CACGACGAUAUCGCCCAAGUUUCGGGGCCGGCAACGGUGAUUGAAACUGACAUAACGUUAUCAAACCAACCCAGCUGAACUACAUCUAAUCAAGGAUUGCACGCCCAUCAUGACCACUGAGAUUGCAGUCAGGACCUUCUUCCAGUCCCCAUUAUUUGCCGUAGUGGGCGCCUCGUCAAACACGGCCAAAUAUGGGCACAAGAUCUUUGCGUGGUAUCUGAACCAUGACAUCCCCGCAACGCCCAUCAACCCGACUUCGUCCACAGUCGACGCUCUGGGAAAGUCCUACGCCACCGUGCCCAACCUGACCGCGCUCCCCAAGCCCAAGGAGACGUCCGUGUCAAUCAUCACCCCGCCUGCCGCCACGCUCAAGGUGCUGCGCGAGGCUCGUGAGUUGGGCGUCCCUGCCGUAUGGCUUCAGCCCGGCACCUUUGACGACGAGGUCAUACGCUUUGCACGUGAGGAAGGUGCGUUCCAGGCUGUGGUUGCCGGGGAUGGUGGUAGAGGCGGCGAGGGUUGGUGUGUCCUUGUCGAUGGCGAGAGGGGGCUCAAGGCCGUUGGUAAGCUGUGAGGCGAAUGGUAAGACGAGGGAUGAGAUUGAUAGGGAUGCGGGAAGGCGAGAAGUGCAAAUACAGCAUUUCGAAGGUCAUUCUGCCUGUAGUGACUAGACCUAGGAGUAGGAAGUCGAAUAAUAAACCAGAUUUCAGGACGGUCCAACGGCUAUGGACUUGCCGGCUCAUAGGAAAA
This is a messenger RNA of Pyricularia oryzae 70-15, 747 nucleotides long. RefSeq lists its product as uncharacterized. The record is from RefSeq and is a predicted model, not a curated record. Lineage: Eukaryota; Fungi; Ascomycota; Sordariomycetes; Magnaporthales; Pyriculariaceae. The transcript has 2 exons. The coding region runs from base 110 to 571 and encodes 153 amino acids.